AGCACCAUCCCUCCCCACCCCGGUCUCGUCUAGCAGUGGAACUGCCAAUCCCAUGAGAGGAAGGAGAGGUCUGGGCUGCAGGAGCGGGUUGGUUGUGGUUCCUGGAAGGCAAGGACUCUUUUGUGGCACACCCAAUGCCCAAUUACACCUUAUCUGGCUGCUGCAUGAAGCAAGUGCCCGGGAAACACUAACCCGAAGAAGAAAGUAUUUUCUUUCUGCCCCACCCCCGGGGGUGGAACGGUCGAGGCGCCAGUCUGAGAAGGAAGUCAUUCAGUCACUUGAUUUAGGGGGAACGACCCGGAAAGCGGAAUCGCUCUCUCUCUGCAGACCCUGUCCCCUUCCAGCAGGAACCUCUGGCUUAGAAGUCACUCCAGAAGCCUCCUGCUGCCUCCACACCUAAGAGCUCGAUGUCCAAGUUAUGGAUCAAGAGGGCCUCGGCUACCCUGGUGCCCCGCGAGGAACUGAAGAACCCAACGUUUGUCGGCCAAGGCGGGUUCGGUGCGGUGUUCCGGGCACAGCAUAGGACUUGGGGACAUGAUGUGGCAGUCAAGAUUGUGAACUCGAAGGCCGUAUCCAGGGAGGUGAAGGCCAUGGCAAAUCUGCAUAGCGACUACGUGUUGCAUCUGCUGGGGAUCACCGAGAGCCUGCAGUGGGACUGGGUGUCCGGACCGGCUCUGGUGACGGGAUUCAUGGAGAAUGGCUCCCUAGCAGAGCUGCUGCAGCCGGAGUGCCCUCGGCCCUGGCCGCUCAUCUGUCGCCUGUUGGAAGAAGUGGUGCUUGGGAUGUGUUACCUACACAGCCUGAACCCGGUGCUCCUGCACCGGGACCUCAAGUCCUCCAACGUUCUGCUGGACAGAGAUCUGCACGCUAAGCUGGCAGAUUUUGGCCUGUCCACAUUUCAGGGAAGGUCACAGUCAGGGACAGGGUACUGGGAGCCAGGGGGCACCCUAGCCUACUUGGCCCCAGAACUGUUAGCUAAUGUAAACCGGAAGGCCUCCAAGGCCAGUGAUGUCUACAGCUUUGGGAUCCUCAUGUGGACAGUGCUGGCUGGAAGAGAGGCUGAGUUGGUAAUCCAGACAUCGAUGGUUUGUGAAGCGGUGUGUGAGAGGCAGAACCGUCCUUCGUUGGAGGAGGUGCCUCCAUCUAGCCCUGAGACUCCCGGCUUGGAUGAAUUGAAGAAGUUGAUGCAGCACUGCUGGAGCCAUGAGCCCCAGGAAAGGCCCAGUUUCAGUGAUAUCAAAAUCAGCAAAGCCUGCUCCCUGGUGGAGGACAAGAUGGAUGUGGCUGUCUCCAAGGUGAAGAAAUUUCUGUCUGAGCACAGGAGGUUGUGUGCCUCAGAGCCAAGCCAAAGAGGGACAGAAAUGGAUGGAUCUGGGGAAAUCACAGGAAGCCAGAGCCCUUGGACUGGUUCCCUGGUUUCUGAGAUGCUAAAUAGCUUGAAUCUAGAGGAGUCACCCAGCUCAGUUCCUGAAAGAUACACGAGCCUUACUGAGGGGAACAGGGCACAGGAAGAGCACGUUCAGCAUGCCAGGACAGCGGGGAUGUCUUCCAGUCCAAUGGCUCAAACUUCCCAAACUCCAGAGACCUCACCUUUCAGAAGCCAGACACCCACACCCAUUUUAACUGGGGCUGUAGGUCCUGGCCCCCAAGGGAACCAGGGGACAGAGAGAAAUGGCACUAACUGGUCCUCUUGGGCCCCAAAGCCAAAUCCAACAACAGGGCCAUCAUCUAUUAGCCUUAACAACUGCGUCGGGGUGCAGAUUGGAAAACACAACUCCAUGACUAUACAAGGGAGACCUGUUCUGCCUGAGCAAAGCGUGGCACCCUCCAGCAUGGGUAGGGGCUGGCCCCCACAACAAGUAGGUUCAAAAGAAAGCCUGAAAGAACCUGAAGACUGGAGUGGGCCACCGAGUAUAAUCAUUGUGAAAAUAAGGCACCUUCUAAGUUGCUAGCAGGGAUCAAGGCAACCAGCAGUCUCCUCCUGUGACCCUCAACAUCUCCCUUCUUCAAGGGCAAUUAGGCCUGUGCCCAAACUGACUUUGUGAUUUGCCUCCAGGAGUCAAUAAAUGUGAAAUAAU
Messenger RNA from Castor canadensis (American beaver), 2078 nucleotides. RefSeq names its product receptor interacting serine/threonine kinase 3 (gene Ripk3). The record is from RefSeq and is a predicted model, not a curated record. NCBI's taxonomy places the organism in Eukaryota, Metazoa, Chordata, Mammalia, Rodentia, Castoridae. Gene Ontology annotation, biological process: protein phosphorylation. Gene Ontology annotation, molecular function: ATP binding; JUN kinase kinase kinase activity.